AUGUGGCUCAUGUUAUUUACGCAUUAUUUAUUUGGCUAUGUUGGUACAGCCUUAUGUUCAAUUGGACUUGUUCUUGCUCUAUGUUCUGUGUACAUUUUUACUCGUCGUCACAUGCGUAAUAAUGUAUCAACAUAUUUAGCUAGUUUAAGUAUCAGUGAUAGUUGUCUAUUAUUCAUGGGUCUUGUUAUAGCAAUCAAUGCUUCAAUUCCUCCAAAUCAACAAAGUGAAUUAUUUUAUUCAUCACGUCUUCAUAAACAUAUAUUUCCAUAUGUUUAUCCUUGUAUAAUAUGGUUUCAAUUUACAAGCGUUUGGAUAACUACUAGUUUUGCUGUUGAUCGAUGGUUUGCUAUAAAAUGGCCAAUGUUACAUUAUACAUAUAGUUCAAAACGAGCUAGUUAUAUUGUUGUUAUAAUUUAUUGUUUCGGUUUUAUAUAUUCAUUACCAAGAUUUUUUGAAUAUAAAACUGAAUUACAACGUGAAACAUUAACUAUUAUUGGAAAUCUUACUGAAUAUAUUGAUCAUUUUGUUAUAGAAAAUAAAGUACUUGAAAAUCGUGUUUAUCAAUAUAUUGUUCAUCUUAUUCUCUAUAGUAUUUUUCAAAGUAUAUUACCAUUAUUAAUGUUAUCUUAUUUUAAUGUUGAACUUAUUCGAAGUAUUCAUGCUAGUUCAAAUUUUCUUAAACGUUUUACAUCAUUACAUGUACAAAAUCCACGUAUAGAAUGUGUAACAAAUAUAUCACGUAGUCGCGAAGCUGCAAUAACACGUUCUGUUAUAUGUUUAAUUGGUUUAUUUAUAUUAUGUCAAGUUCCAGCAUCAAUUCUUCAUUAUCUUUAUAUGUUUUAUCCAAAUCAUCCAAUACUUUAUAUUUGUUAUGAUAUAUCAAAUUUUUUAAUUUUUGUUAAUAGUGCAGUGAAUUUUUUUAUUUUUACAUAUUUUAAUCGAAAAUUUCGUCGUGAAUUAACUCGUGUUUGUUUUCAUUCUACAAAGGAUCGAAGUACAAUUUUACGUAUAACAAGUCAUCCAUCAUUUCCACGAACAAAUUCAUCGAUUCAAAAUAUACAACGACAUUCACAACAAAUUGACAUAACACAAGCAAGCUCUUGGGAGUCGCAAUCACGAACUAAUCAUCUUGUGCGGCAAACAGAAAAUAGAACAAGUCGUGACGAUAUAAAGCAUAUAAGAAAAAAAUCUUCUAAUGUAUCAAUACAAUCUCAAUAUCAUCUUCAUCCAUUUUCUCAUUGUUCAGAAUCAUUAGUUACUUUACAUACGAAUAAUAAUCGAAAAAAAAGUUAUGACAGUUUUUCUAUACAAGAUAUUAAGUGUAGAAAAUCAAAAAAUGUGUCAUAUUUAAAUGAUCAACGAAAUUUUCCAAAAACAUCUAAUUAUUAUCGACGUCAUAGUGAAAAAGUAUCAGUUACUCGUAAAAAACAUCCUUUAAUAAUUCGUACAAACACAUCAAAUCAUCGUGGACGACAUUUACAUUAUGUAGCAUAUAAACAUGAACAAAAUAAACCAAAUUCUAUGUUUACAUAUGAUUCAAUAAGAAAUUUAACAACAACACCAACAACAACAUAA
Molecule: messenger RNA, 1575 nt
Organism: Rotaria sordida
Lineage: Eukaryota; Metazoa; Rotifera; Eurotatoria; Philodinida; Philodinidae
Source: the annotation of a GenBank genome assembly